Messenger RNA from Mytilus californianus (California mussel), 1236 nucleotides. Its product is annotated as vacuolar protein sorting-associated protein 37A-like. The record is from RefSeq and is a predicted model, not a curated record. Gene Ontology annotation, cellular component: ESCRT I complex. Lineage: Eukaryota; Metazoa; Mollusca; Bivalvia; Mytilida; Mytilidae. The coding region runs from base 77 to 1162 and encodes 361 amino acids. Gene Ontology annotation, biological process: ubiquitin-dependent protein catabolic process via the multivesicular body sorting pathway; protein targeting to vacuole; protein targeting to membrane. The transcript has 11 exons.
UUGAUGACGAAGAGUGACUUCCGGGAAUAAUUAGCACCUGUCAAACUUACUUGAGAAGGAACUGAAAGGCGAAAUUAUGAAUUGGCUUAUCGGAAACAAAUCCAAGUCAACAGCACAAUCACAAACAAAUCUCCAGGCACAUCGAACUAAACAAAUUGAUUCAUUGAAAAAAGCAAAUUUAAAUCCAAUUGAGAUAAUUCAGAACACAGAAUACAGAGUAACAUUUCGAUGUGGUAAUAAUAAUAUAACAUUAGUCAUCACACUUCCUCCACAGUUUCCACAAGAUCCACCUACCAUUACCGUAGAACCAUUGGUUAAUCAUACAUGGGUGGAUACACAAGGGAAGCUGAUUGGUUGUCCAAGUUUAAGUUCUUUUACAAUGCAUUCUAGCCUAGGCCAGAUCACACAGAGCAUUAUAGAAGAAUUCAGAAGAAGUCCACCAUCACUUGUAUCUCAAGGAUUCAAUCCUGGAGCACCGAUGCAAUACCCACAUACUGGUCUGCAGCCAGUAGCACAAGGAGGAGCCCCAGGAUAUCCAAUGUAUGGUGGAUAUAAUCCUUAUACAUCACCAAGUCUCCCACCACAGACAGUAACUACACCUACCGUUCCAUCAAGUAGUUCUGGUCCUAGUGUACCCGAUGAUGAAUUAAGGGUACCAGAUGUGUUUGCUGCCUUCCCAGAAUUAAAAACUAAAAGUCUUACAGAAUUGAAUGGAUUGUUAAAUGAAGAAGACAAAAUCUUAGAAAUGAUACAAAAAAUGUCAGAAGUAUCAAAAAUGAAGGAAGACAGAGAAAAAUUAUCUAAUGAAUGUAUAGAACUAGCUAAAGAAAAUUUAUCUAAGAAACCAAAGAUCCAACAGAUGAGACAAUGGGUUGGUGAAAAGAAUCAACUUUUUGAAAGAUCCAGGGAAGAAUUUGAGCGAGAUCAAGAGAAGCUUAUGUCACUGUCUGAUACAUUCCAUCCAACAAACAUUCAGACGAACAUGAAAGUAGCAUUAAUGGAGGCAGAGGAAGAAUCUGAAAAAGUUGUAGAUGAAUUUUUAAAUAAAAAGAUGGAGAUUGAUGAAUUUACGCAAAAGUUUCUUCAGAUAAGAAUGCAAUCACAUUGUCGGAGGGCUAAAGAAGAAAAACUAAACCAGCUAAUUCACCAGAAUCGAUUUUGAUUUGACAUUAAGAAAGAGUGAUAUAACUUUAAAAUAUAAGGAUGAGACAUUUAAAGAAAGAGUAAUGAGACAUU